AUGCCUAGUACUUUGCAAAAGACCCGCAAGCAGAUCUCUAAAAAGAGAAAUGGGGUUAUGAAUGCGUUGCAUGAGAAAUCCAGAGACUCUCUUCGGUUACACAAAGCCAGUGUGAGAGAUCAGAGACUCGAUAGACUUGCAGCAGCCCGGAGCAAAAAUGAACAACCCAUCGUCAAGAGGGUAAACUUCUUCCAGGAAGCGUUGCGAGAUUCAAAGGGCGAGGUGCUUGAGCUCACGACGAUACAAGACAAAAUUCAAGCAUUUAUUCACCAGUAUGUCGAGGAAUAUGAUUCUUUGAAAAAAGCACGCCGGCCUGGACGGCCCGCCAGCACGAGGGAAGAUUUAUUAAAAUCAAAAGUUGCUGCCCUACAAGCAGAAUAUGAUCAAGGUUUUGCUAUUCCAGAUGUUAUCAAUGCUGAAGGUGCCGCAAUUUUGAGUAGCUGCGAAGAUCCUUCGUCUGAAGCCAUCCCUUGGUCCAAAGUAACGACCGUUCCCUGGAUAAAGGUUACUCGCGCUGGGCAGACUCGGCAAGCUGAUUUUCCCACCAAGGGCCUGAACUAA
This is a messenger RNA of Clonostachys rhizophaga, 561 nucleotides long. NCBI's taxonomy places the organism in Eukaryota, Fungi, Ascomycota, Sordariomycetes, Hypocreales, Bionectriaceae. The record is from the annotation of a GenBank genome assembly.